Portunus trituberculatus (swimming crab) is the source of this 1480-nucleotide messenger RNA. RefSeq lists its product as uncharacterized. Bases 698 to 1114 code for a protein of 138 amino acids. The transcript is spliced from 3 exons. The record is from RefSeq and is a predicted model, not a curated record. Lineage: Eukaryota; Metazoa; Arthropoda; Malacostraca; Decapoda; Portunidae.
GGGAGGAGAACACACGUACGCUCUCCACCUCUCUGCACCGCUGGCUAACCUCAUCCACGCUCUACUCUUACUCUCCACUCUCUUGCCAAGCCACCUGCUCCACUUGUCUCCUCCUCGCUCCACCUCCAGCCACUGCGAGAAACACUGAAGGAACACACGUGGGUCAAACAAACUCAGAAAUCACGUAAUUUUUCACUGUUUCGGGAAAAUAUUGAAGAGAAAAUGUCACCAAAAUACGAAAAUCUGGGUUAGAAAGUUUCCCUCACAAUCUCUGUCACUGAAGGUUAAAGUAAGACUCGUUAGUAAAGCUGAUCGGUUCGUAAGUUUGUUUUCAAGCGUCAAACUUUUCCUCGCGUCUCGCUGUCCUCGUGAGAGUGUCCGGAGGCGAGACAGCACUGCCCCACACACCUGUCCUGCACACCUGGCGUCACCUCACCACUUGACGUCUUGCCUGACACACGUGGAGGGUGGAAAAGACAGCGAAGACCAGAAUACACCUGCCGAGCUACCUGUCCUGCUGUUUACCUGGCCAAAACACACCUGUUCAGUAACUUAUCUACCUGUUUACCUGUUCAUCUGACCUACACACCUGCUUACCUGGCCAGAACACACCUGUCUCACUCCCUGGCCACAAACUCCACGUCCUCGCUCCCUGAAGCCUUGCAGCGACGGAAGGUCCAACAUAGAGCCACAAAAGAUGUCGGGAGUGACGCUGGAGGAUUUGUGGUGCCAGUGUGACGGUAACGCCAGCGCCACACCGCACCGGGUCCUCAUGCACCGCCAAAUGACGAAGCUACACGCGGCGGCACAGCGGCACGCCAUCUGGUACGUGGCGGUGGUCCUCGCUCUCUAUGUCUUCGGCCUCGUCAUCAUCAUAAGACGGUCUGGGCGUACGGAGAGACACACAGCGGCAUCAGCACUCUCCUUCUGCUUCUCCCGCGCUGCCUCCACCGUCGCCAGCAGGAGGAAGAAGCGAAGAAACAGAGGCGACCGUCCCCGUGCCAGCCCACCGUCAGAUCCCCGCCAGCAGGUGAUCCCGUCCCUGCAGGUGCAUCUCGUGGUCCCGGAUGACGAUGACGAGAUGGAGAUUUCGAUGGUGACGACAGUGGCCUAGUGGCGCGCAACCCCGGGGACCCCACGCAGGGCCUCCUCGGGGUGCAGUCGGGGCAGUGAAGGAGGCGCCGACCCUCUCCUCCUCUCCCCUAGAUUUGUGUCGUCCAAAGUCAGACCGGUGGUACAUGAUGAGGAUGACUUGUAAGCACACACAUGCGCACACACACACACACACACACACACACACACACACACACACACACACACACACACACACACGUUGGAUUUAUCUAAUACUACUCAUAAACUCAUCCUUUCUUUCAAUCUUUUCCUCUUCCUCUUCCUUCCUCCUUCUCCUCCUCCUUAUCGUCUUCUCCUCCUCCUCCUCGUUUUCUUCUCGUGUUCUUCCAAUGCCUUCACCAUCAUC